Closterium sp. Yama58-4 is the source of this 10296-nucleotide messenger RNA. The record is from the annotation of a GenBank genome assembly. Lineage: Eukaryota; Viridiplantae; Streptophyta; Zygnematophyceae; Desmidiales; Closteriaceae.
AUGUCGUCGUUAAGUCGAGAACUUGUGUUUCUGAUACUACAGUUUCUCGAUGAAGAAAAGUUCAAAGAAACCGUUCACAAGCUCGAGCAGGAAUCGGGUUUUUUCUUCAACAUGAAGUAUUUCGAGGACCAGGUGGUGGCUGGCGAGUGGGAGGAGGUGGAGCGCUACCUCGCGGGUUUCACCAAGGUCGACGACAAUCGCUACUCCAUGAAGAUCUUCUUCGAAAUCAGGAAGCAGAAAUACCUCGAAGCGCUGGACAAGCAAGAUCGAGCCAAGGCUGUCGAGAUCCUGGUGAAGGACCUCAAGGUUUUCGCGUCGUUUAACGAGGAGCUCUACAAGGAGAUCACUCAGCUACUGACGUUGGACAAUUUCCGCGAGAACGAGCAGCUGAGCAAGUACGGCGACACCAAGUCAGCGCGCAACAUCAUGCUGCUGGAGCUGAAGAAGCUGAUCGAGGCCAACCCGCUCUUCCGCGACAAGCUGCAGUUCCCCAACCUCAAGAACUCGCGCCUGCGCACGCUCAUCAACCAGAGUCUCAACUGGCAGCACCAGCUGUGCAAGAACCCGCGCCCCAACCCCGACAUCAAGACCCUCUUUGUGGACCACACCUGCGGCCCUGCUCCCAACGGCGGACGCACACAGCCGCAACAGCCUGCUCCGCCCAACUCGCUUCUCUCCGCCGUUCAACAGCAGCAACAACAGCAGCAACAGCAGCAGCAGCAACAGCAACAGCAGCAGCAGCAGCAGCCGCCCAAGGCCCAUCCGUUUCCCCUGGGGCCGGUUGGCGUGGGCGUGGGCGUGGGCGGGCAUGCGCAGCCACUGCAGCCCUUCCAGCCCGGGGGGCCAUCCGCCUCCACACUGGCGGGGUGGAUGGGCGGACAGCCGCCUGCAGCCGCGCCUCCCCCCCACGCCGUGGUGCCUCCCCCUCCUGCCAACAUGCCCCCAGGGCCCAACCCAGCGAUGCUGAAGCGGCCGCGCACGCCGCCAGGCAACCCAGUGGCGGUGGAGUAUCCAGGCACAGGGGACUCUGAUAUGGUUCUCAAGCGCCCCAGGGGCGGCAUGGACGAGGUCUACGGCCAAGUCCCGCCCAAUCAGCAGCCGCCACCUGUCCCAGGAGCAAUCCCAGGCCCGCCAGUACCAGCAAUAGGAGGCAACGUAGCAGGGGCAGGCCUGGGAAGCGCCGUGACCGCCGCCGCCGCCGCAGCAGCUGCAGCAGCGGCAGCGGCAGCUGCAGGGGGACAGGGGCCAGUGGCGCUAGGAGCAGGGGUGGGGGGGGCGGGCGGGUAUGCAGUGGAGGAUCUGCCCAAGACGAUCGCAAGGAAUCUGAACCAGGGCUCGUGUGUCAUGACCAUGGACUUCCACCCCUACCAGCCCACUCUUCUGCUCGUGGGCAGCAACACGGGGGACGUGGCCAUAUGGGAGGUGGGUUCGAGGGAGAAGGUGGUGGACCGCCCAUUCAAGCUCUGGGACCCGCAGCAGUGCUCGCCUCAGUUCCAGACGUUAUGGAUGAAGGAUCAGACCAUCGCUGUGAACCGUGUCAUCUGGGAGCCUAACGGACAACUCUUUGGAGCGGCGUUCUCAAAGCACAUGGUGCACAUCUACACGUACCAGAACCCUAGCAGCAUGGGGCAGCACCUUGAGAUCGACGCGCAUGUGGGUGGUGUGAACGACCUGGCCUUCUCUCACCCCAACAAGCAGCUCUGCAUCAUCACAUGCGGCGAUGAUAAGACCAUCAAGGUGUGGGAGGCGAGCAGUGGGCGCAAGCUGUACACGUUUGAGGGCCAUGAGGCGCCUGUCUACUCCGUGUGCCCACACCACAAGGAGAACAUUCAGUUCAUAUUCUCGACAGCCAUAGACGGCAAGAUCAAGGCAUGGCUGUAUGACCAUCUGGGGUCGAGAGUGGACUACGAUGCGCCGGGCAAGUGGUGCAGCACCAUGGGGUACUCCGCUGAUGGCACGCGCCUCUUCUCGUGUGGGACGAGCAAGGAGGGCGAGACGUCACUGGUGGAGUGGAACGAGAGUGAGGGCGCCAUCAAGCGCAGCUACCUGGGCUUCCGCAAGCGCUCGCUGGGCGUCGUGCAGUUUGACACCACGCGCAACCGCUUCCUGGUCGCUGGUGACGAGUACCUCAUCAAGUUCUGGGACAUGGACAACACUGCCGUGCUCUGCACACUCGAUGCUGAUGGUGGCCUGCCGUUCUGGGACAUGGACAACACUGCCGUGCUCUGCACACUCGAUGCUGAUGGUGGCCUGCCGGAGGACGGUCCGGACAAGAAGGGGUGGAAGCUCACUGAAUUCUCGGAGCCCUCGCAGGUCCGGGCCGCCCGCCUGCCGGACAGUCUGCCGCCCAGCAAGGUACUGCGUCUGAUUUACACCAAUUCAGGCGUGGCGCUGCUGGCGCUGUCAGCCAAUGCCGUGCACAAGCUCUGGAAGUGGCAGCGCUCCGACCGCAACACCAAAGGACUGGCCACUGCAAGCUCUGUCCCGCAGCUGUGGCAGCCGGCCAGUGGCAUCAUGAUGACCAACGACACGGGCGAUGUGAGCUCGGACGACAGGAUUGACAGUGUCGAAUGUCUCUUAACCCCCAUUCCCCCCCUCCUUUCACACGCGCAGGCCACUGCGAGCUCCGUCCCGCAGCUGUGGCAGCCAGCCAGCGGCAUCAUGAUGACCAACGACACGGGCGAUGUGAGCUCGGACGACAGGAUUGACAGUUUCGAAUGUCUCUUAACCCCCAUUCCCCCCCUCCUUUCACACGCGCAGGCCACUGCGAGCUCCGUCCCGCAGCUGUGGCAGCCGGCCAGCGGCAUCAUGAUGACCAACAACACGGGCGAUGUGAGCUCGGACGACAGGAUUGACAGUGUCGAAUGUCUCUUAACCCCCAUUCCCCCCCUCCUUUCACACGCGCAGGCCACUGCGAGCUCCGUCCCGCAGCUGUGGCAGCCGGCCAGCGGCAUCAUGAUGACCAACGACACGGGCGAUGUGAGCUCGGACGACAGGAUUGACAGUGUCGAAUGUCUCUUAACCCCCAUUCCCCCCCUCCUUUCACACGCGCAGGCCACUGCGAGCUCCGUCCCGCAGCUGUGGCAGCCGGCCAGCGGCAUCAUGAUGACCAACAACACGGGCGAUGUGAGCUCGGACGACAGGAUUGACAGUUUCGAAUGUCUCUUAACCCCCAUUCCCCCCCUCCUUUCACACGCGCAGGCCACUGCGAGCUCCGUCCCGCAGCUGUGGCAGCCGGCCAGCGGCAUCAUGAUGACCAACAACACGGGCGAUGUGAGCUCGGACGACAGGAUUGACAGUGUCGAAUGUCUCUUAACCCCCAUUCCCCCCCUCCUUUCACACGCGCAGGCCACUGCGAGCUCCGUCCCGCAGCUGUGGCAGCCGGCCAGCGGCAUCAUGAUGACCAACGACACGGGCGAUGUGAGCUCGGACGACAGGAUUGACAGUGUCGAAUGUCUCUUAACCCCCAUUCCCCCCCUCCUUUCACACGCGCAGGCCACUGCGAGCUCCGUCCCGCAGUUGUGGCAGCCGGCCAGCGGCAUCAUGAUGACCAACGACACGGGCGAUGUGAGCUCGGACGACAGGAUUGACAGUUUCGAAUGUCUCUUAACCCCCAUUCCCCCCCUCCUUUCACACGCGCAGGCCACUGCGAACUCCGUCCCGCAGCUGUGGCAGCCGGCCAGCGGCAUCAUGAUGACCAACAACACGGGCGAUGUGAGCUCGGACGACAGGAUUGACAGUGUCGAAUGUCUCUUAACCCCCAUUCCCCCCCUCCUUUCACACGCGCAGGCCACUGCGAGCUCCGUCCCGCAGCUGUGGCAGCCGGCCAGCGGCAUCAUGAUGACCAACGACACGGGCGAUGUGAGCUCGGACGACAGGAUUGACAGUGUCGAAUGUCUCUUAACCCCCAUUCCCCCCCUCCUUUCACACGCGCAGGCCACUGCGAGCUCCGUCCCGCAGCUGUGGCAGCCGGCCAGCGGCAUCAUGAUGACCAACGACACGGGCGAUGUGAGCUCGGACGACAGGAUUGACAGUUUCGAAUGUCUCUUAACCCCCAUUCCCCCCCUCCUUUCACACGCGCAGGCCACUGCGAACUCCGUCCCGCAGCUGUGGCAGCCGGCCAGCGGCAUCAUGAUGACCAACAACACGGGCGAUGUGAGCUCGGACGACAGGAUUGACAGUGUCGAAUGUCUCUUAACCCCCAUUCCCCCCCUCCUUUCACACGCGCAGGCCACUGCGAGCUCCGUCCCGCAGCUGUGGCAGCCGGCCAGCGGCAUCAUGAUGACCAACGACACGGGCGAUGUGAGCUCGGACGACAGGAUUGACAGUGUCGAAUGUCUCUUAACCCCCAUUCCCCCCCUCCUUUCACACGCGCAGGCCACUGCGAGCUCCGUCCCGCAGCUGUGGCAGCCGGCCAGCGGCAUCAUGAUGACCAACGACACGGGCGAUGUGAGCUCGGACGACAGGAUUGACAGUGUCGAAUGUCUCUUAACCCCCAUUCCCCCCCUCCUUUCACACGCGCAGGCCACUGCGAGCUCCGUCCCGCAGCUGUGGCAGCCGGCCAGCGGCAUCAUGAUGACCAACGACACGGGCGAUGUGAGCUCGGACGACCGGGAGGGAGCACACCCGGUGGCGUGCAUAGCGCUGUCCAAGAACGACUCGUAUGUCAUGUCCGCCUCGGGGGGCAAGGUCUCUCUCUUCAACAUGCUCACCUUCAAGGUGAUGACGACGUUCAUGGCGCCGCCCCCAGCAGCCACCUUCCUGGCGUUCCACCCCCAGGACAACAACAUCAUUGCCAUUGGCAUGGAUGACGCCACCAUCCAGAUCUACAACGUGCGCCUCGAUGAGGUGAAGAGCAAGCUGAAGGGGCACAGCAAGCGCAUCACAGGGCUGGCCUUCUCCAACGCCCUCAACAGCCUCGUCUCCUCCGGGGCUGACUCGCAGCUGUUCCUGUGGAGCACGGACGGGUGGGAGAAGCGCAAGUCGCGGCCGCUCGCGCUGCCGUCCCGUUCAUCCCCGACACAGCAGGCGGACACGAGGGUGCAGUUCCACAACGACCAGCAGCGCCUGCUGGUGGUGCACGAGUCGCAACUCGCCAUCUACGACGCCGCCAAGCUCGACCGCCUGCGCCAGUGGCUGCCCCGUGACCUCGGCCCGCUCUCCGCACCCAUCACUGCCGCUGCUUACUCCUGUGACUCCUCGCUUGUGCUUGCUGCGUUCGCGGAUGCCACUGUCUGUGUGUUUGACGGGGAUAGCCUUCGGCCGCGGUGCCGCGUUGCGCCUUCGGCGUAUGCGCCAUCUGUUGGCCUGGGUCUUGUGGUGCCUCUGGUGAUCGCAGCACACCCACAAGAUCCAAACCAGUUUGCUUUGGGUCUAAGUGACGGGUCCGUGCAUGUGUUAGAGCCCUCUGAUCCUGAUGGAAAGUGGGGCCCACCCCUGCCUGCUGAAAAUGGUUCGGGGGCAGUGGAGCAGGAGGAACGAGAGGAGGGGAGCAAGGUCGGGACGAAGGGAGGGAAGAAGGGAGGGAGGAAGCAGAAGGGUGCGAAGGCGCGAGGGAAGCGGAAGAAGGAAAGCGAGGAGGAGGAAGAGGUGGAGGAGGCGGAACAAGAGGAGGAAGGGCAGAAGGGACGAGAGAAGGAGCGAGGGGAGGAGAAGGAGGAGGCAGUGCAUGUGGAGAAGGGGAGAGAAGCGGGUGUGCGUGGGCAAAGCGGAAAGAAGAGGAGAAAGGCAGGGGUGGAAACUGAGGCUGACGUGGCACGGCCAGAAGCUGACGUUGCAGAGGUUGGAGCAGGGGCAGGAGCGACAGGCGAGGCAGGAGAGGAAGGCGAGGCAGGAGAGAAAGGAGAGGCAGGAAAAAUAGCAGAGGGGCUGAUUGCGGAUGGGAAGGACGCGGGAGGAGCGGCGACGGGAGAGGAAAGAGUGGACAUGCAAAUGGGUGCUAGGACGGAGGCUGAGAGAGGGGACAAGGAAAAAGACGACCAUGAGGAGAGGGAACUUAUGGAUGGAGAGGCGGAAAGACGAGCGGAGGGACGAGACGAGGGAGAGGCAGAGGAAAGAGCAGGAGUUGCGCAAGAAGGAGCAUCAGUGGGGAUGGAGAGGGUAGGCACAGGCGACCGAGAGACAGAAGCAGGCGCUGGGGAGGAGGUGGCGCCAAGGAGUGAUGGUCUGCUCGCUACUUCUGAGCGGAGCCUGUUUGACAUAGUCCAGGCAGGCAGGGCAGAGGACGUGGAGGAAGCAGCGUUCAGGUGGAUGGAGGGGUAUGAGUUCAACCGCACCCAUGCCACAGCCCAGCUGCUCAAACUGCUCUUCCAGGCGUGUGGAGUGCAGGUGGUGAUGGGAGACGAUGCCAUCAUGUCAGAGGGAGUGGGAGUGGAUGACGUGGUGCAAACCCUCGUGGACUCCGCCCACCAGGUCGCCCUGCUCGACCAUCUGCACCGCACUCCACCGCACCACAGUCACCACCACUCCACUGGCAACGACAGCAAAGGCAGCAAGGGUGGCAGUGGCAAGGGCGGAGGUAGCAAGGGUGGUGGUGGUGACGGGGUGUCGUUCCGCACGUCGCUGCUGCGCUUCUGGGAUGCGCUGGUGGUGGCGGGGGGGCGAGAGGGCGCUCUCUUUGACUCGCAGCUGCUGCCCACGCUCCUUGACUACCUCGUUGCCCUCUCCUCCUCCUCCCCCCGCAUAUUCCGCCACGUGGCAACACUCGUGGCGCUGCAGCUCAUCUCGUCCAUCAUCACCGUCGCUUCCGUGCUCUCUGACACGCAAUCCACGGCCCAGAGGCAGCUGCAGGCCGCGAUCCGACGGUCAGAAGAGCAGGAGCAGCAGCGGGCAAGGGGAGCGGCAGAAAGCGGACGAGCAGGAGUGAGGAAGAGCAAGAGAAGGGGGUCAACCGCCAUCAGAGCAGCAUGUGUGGCGGCGCUCGGGCAGUGGGUGACGCGCUACCCUUCGCUCUUCCUGGAUGAUAUCUACCUCAAGUACCUGGGCUUCUCGCUCAAUGACAAGGUGGCAUCUGUUCGCCUCACGGCCCUGUCAGCGCUCCAAUCGCUGUAUGCCAGCGAGGACAAUCUCCCGGCGCUUGGCGUCUUCUCGGAGCGCUUUGUGCCACGUGUGCAGCAGAUGGUGGAUGACGUGGAUGCUGACGUGGCAGUGGCUGCUGUCUCGUUGGUCCAGCUGCUUGCCAGCAACGACACCCUUCCACACAACCAUGCCAUCGCUCUCCUCUCCGAUCGCCUCACAGAUGACUCCGACACUCCCACGCUCGCCCUCCUCCUCUUACUCGCCGCGCGCAAGACCGUGGGGUUGCCGAUUGUGCCGAGGAGUGCAGCGGAGGCGAAGAGAAAGGCGCCUGUUGCCGUGUCCAAGGCCAAAAAGGAGCGGCAGGCAGCAGCAGUGGUGGACAUGACAGGGGCGCUCGUGAAGGUGCUUCCACCAAUGAUGAGGCGCCACGUGGCGGAUGAGCGCGUGCUGCUGCGGCUGCUGGAGGCAGCAGAGUGUCUGGACGUGGGGGCGCUGGCGCACAGGCAGCAACAGGAGCCGCUCCUCGCGAUCCUCUCGGCGGCGCGUGACAGCCUGGUGCGCCAUGUCAGCACGGCGGUGAUGGCGGCAGCGACACGUGUGCUGCUGCGGUGCAUGUGGCGUGCCCAGGGGGACAUGCGCGAGCAGGCGGAGGAGGUAGUGAGGGACGCCGUGCGCAGUGUGGUGGUGGGGAAGUUAAAAGAGGAGGCACACAGCGCUCUCACUGCCACGUCAGGCACCCCUGCAGCUGACGUGGACACCUUCUCCCUCUCAGUGGCUGCUACUCGCCUCGCUGUCUUCCUACUGCAAGCCGACCCCACGCCCUUCCUCCCCGCCCCUGCUGCUGCCGCUGGUGGCACUGAUUCUGCUACUGCCACUCCUGCUGCUGCUGCUGCUGCUGGGGAUGGGAUGCAACCACCAGACCUGUUUGCUCUGCUCCUUCGGUUGCUGGAGAAAUUUCCUCCUUAUAAGCACCCUCAGCUGGCAUCGCCAGUGCUCCGCUCGCUUGCGCUGCUGCUCGUGUGGAGCUUCAAGAAGCUCGUCGCUGCAGUGGGCAAAAAGGGGACGGCAGGUGAUGGAGCAGACGCGACAGGGAGAGACGCAGGAGGUGCUGAGGCUGAAAAGGAAUCGGGGGAGGAAAGGGGGAUGAGUGCCGGUGGUGUGAGUGACGGGGUGGGUGAGCAAGAGGAGGAGGUGAGGGAGAGGCAGGGGCGGCUGAUGGGUGUGCUAAUGAGGCUCAUGGAAGCAGGGACGGAGAGAGGGAUAGUAGUGAAUGAAGGAGGGGAGGAGCGUGGCAAUGAGCAAGCAGAGGAGGGAGAGGGAGGAGGCAGUGGAGUGGAAAGGGAGGGUCAGAGAGAGCAGCAGCAGCGGCGGCAGCUACAGCAGCAACUGGCGGUAGAGGUCUUAGAGCAUGUAUCUGAUUUGUGGGUUCUCUUUUCUCCUUAUAAGCUCGCCCACUCGCUCCUACACCCACUCUCCGUUACAGUCACACCCGCCAACGUCAACGCCUACUGGGCGGCAUGCAGUCAUCUGCUUCACACUUGCUCAGCAGAGACGGGACAGAGCGCGCAGGAGAGGCAGCAAGAGAGGGUAUCGGAAAGAGGGGAAGAGAGAGUGGUAGCAGCAGCAGCCAAGCUGGUGCUGUGCGGUGCUGUGGACCCUGAGUUGCUGGCUCCUGCUGUGCUGUCACGGCUUGUGGUGGUGGGGAGGGGCGAGAAGACGGAUGAUGGGGGUGAUGAGGGGGAGGUUGGGGACGAUGAGGAGAGGGAGGAUGGGGUGGCACGGCUGUUUUUGUCUCAUCUGCAGCAGAGGAAGAAGCGGGCGGCAAGCGAGGGAGGGAAGUUUGAGCUGUGGCCGAUUUUCCUCCAGGCGCUGAAAAUGACCUUCAUUCCCACUCUCCCACUCAUCUCCAACCACUCGCACACAGAGGAUGACGUGGCACCAUCUCAUUUGCCAAGCCCGGCAUCUGUAGCACGCUGUGCCAGUGUGGCAGUCCGGCUGGCAGCUGCAGCAGCCGCCCCGCAGUUCUCUGCGCAGCGAUUGGCCGAGCAGCGGGCGGCGAUUCGGCAGCUAGUGCAGGAAGGGGUGGCAUUCGCGUUUGAGUCGCUGCCCGACCGGCUGGCGUUUCUCGAAUGCGCGCUUCGACCGUUUGCUGUGAAGCUUCCUGGAAGCGACGCCCGAAGCAUUCUAAACGUGGUAGAGGAGAGGGUGUCAGCCGUGGAUGAAGAUGUGGCUGAUGACGUGGCAUCAUCUGAGCCCUUGGUGGCCUUCACGUCUGUUCUGACAGAGAGAGCAGCGACAGCACCGCCACCAGCACCAGCUGCAGCCAAGGACAAUGCGGCAGAUGGACCGACCAGCAGGGCGGCACCUGGUGCUUCAGGUGAUGCUUCAGGUGCUGACUCAGGUGAGGCAGGAGGUGAAGCAGAAGCAGAAGCAGACGGAGACAUUCACAGGGAGGGGGCCGAGGAAGGGAGAGGGGGGGUGGGAGAGAGCGGGGAAGGCAGGAGACGGACUCGUCGUGGUGGUGGUGUGGAUGAGACUGAAUCGGCUGUCAAGCGCAAAAAACUCUCCUUUUCCACCGCUGCUGCUGCUGCUACUGCUGCUGCUGUUGGCGCCGAUGCUGCUGGUGGGUUGGACGAGAAGGAAACUGAAGGAGUUGGCAGGCAGGAAGGUGAUGGAGAGGAAGAGGAGGGAGGGGAACAUGAGUCAGGGGGAGAAGAGGAGAGGGAGGUUGGGGAGGAAGGGACAGCGGAGGUGAGGGAGGAUGGUUCAGAACCUGGGUUGAGUCAGCCAAUGGGAGGGGGUGUGUUGGAGGCUGAGCCAAUGGGAGGUGAGAGAAAGUAUGUGAGAAAGAAGAGGAGAGGUUCGGUGGUGGAUGGGGUGGUAGAGGAGAGGAGAAUGAAGAGGAGAGAAGAUGGGGGUGGUGAGGCGCGAGAGGGAGGAGCUUAUGUUGGAGGGAAUGGAGGAGUGGGUAGGGAGGUGGAAGGUGGUGGGCAAGAGGGGGAAGAGAGUGGGGGAGAGGCGGGCAAGUCUACGCAAGGCACAGUGGAAGAGAGUACUCCUGAUGCGACUCAAGAUGAAACGCCAGUGGAAGAGACCACCCAAGAUGCGACUCAAGAUGAGACGACUCAAGACGAGACGACCCAAGAUGAGACGCAAGGGACCACCCAAGGGAAUGAAGCGGGGGAAGAUGGUAGGGAGAUGGGAGGGAGGAGUGCCGGGGCCACUGAGGAGCAAUUGCCUUCCUCCUUUGAGGCUACAGAGGAGGAGCUUCCUUCCUAG